This is a messenger RNA of Trichechus manatus latirostris (Florida manatee), 1980 nucleotides long. RefSeq names its product BTB domain containing 16 (gene BTBD16). The transcript has 15 exons. NCBI's taxonomy places the organism in Eukaryota, Metazoa, Chordata, Mammalia, Sirenia, Trichechidae. The coding region runs from base 460 to 1980 and encodes 506 amino acids. The record is from RefSeq and is a predicted model, not a curated record.
CAAUAUAAAAAUAUAAUUAAGGUAGAAAGGAAAGCAAACCUGACCUCCCCAGGUGGGAAGGAAACUCCAUGACGCGGGGCUCAUGUUGUUUUCUUACUGCCUUACCCCAGAAACAGCUAGGACUUUCCUUGCUCAUCACAGCUGCACAGAAAAUACUGGUUAAGUGAAUGAAUGGGCCACUUCCUGUUUUGCUUUUCUUGAGCCACUCUUCCAAACCCCAGUAGCAAUCGUCUGCUACUCAUGUACUUAAAAAAACUUAGAUAUUCUCUUGAUUUGAUAAAUAACCUACACUUUAGGCUUCUUCAUUAUUACUUUUGUGGCAAAACAGAGAUUCAUUAGACCAACUUCCUCCAUAAUAUUUUGAAGAGAUCCUUUGAAAAUUUUAUUAAAAUUUAAACUUUACCUCUUUACUGUCUUCCAGGAGUUUCUCUUCCCCCUGUGUAAUCUCCAUUAUCAUUCAUGAAAAUGUUGAAUUGGCAGAAACCUCGCCUGGAGCGCCGAAUCGCUGGCUCAACCAACAGGUGGCGUUUCCCCAAAGAGUCUUUCUCGGGUGACCUGCUGGCACUUUCCCAGCUGUGCAAGUCUUUGAGCAUAGACUUCGAUGAGGCUCUGAGGAGCCCCGAUAGGGUAUACGUUACACAGAUUCAGAAACUUUUCACUGAAAAUCUCAAGAACAAGGCCAUCCAGAGUGGGGAGGCAGACGUGAUUCUCGAAUGCCUGGGCUACAAGUGGGAACUCCAUCAGCCCCAGCUUUUCCAGUCCAAGACCCUGACCAGGCUGUACCUUGUGGCCCUGUCGAGGAGCACCACGGACCCCCUGAGGGAACUGGACAAGCUUCUGAGAGCUCAAACACCUGGGAAGAGCAAAGAACCAUCCCCCAUAAAGAAGAUGACCAUUUCUUUGAAGAUCAACGACCCACUGGUCACCAGAGUUGCUUUUGCUUCGGCCCUGAAAAACCUCUACAUGAGUGAGGUGGAGAUGAACAUGGACGACGUGCUGGGAGUGCUGGCUUCUGCACACAUCCUCCAGUUCACCGCCCUAUUUCAAAGGUGUGUAGCCAUAAUGAUGAACGGGCUCACGCCGAGCACUAUCAAGAACUUCUACGUGGCCGGCUGCAAGUACAAGGAAGAACAGCUCACCAAGGCCUGUGAGAAGUGGCUAGAAAUGAACCUGGUCCCUCUGGUGGGGAAGCAGAUCCACCUUCGGAAUAUCCCUCAGGAGCUACUCCACAAAGUGAUAAAGUCCCCCAGCUUGUUUACCUUUAGUGAGUUUCAUCUUCUGAAAACAAUGCUUUUUUGGGUCUACUUGCAACUAAACCACAAAAUUCAGACAAUUCCCAUCUAUGAGACCGUGCUGGCAUUUUUUAACAGCUUUCCCAGGAAGUGUGCCUUUUUGGAUCGGGACACAGGACAGUGCUUAAUGCCGCUGUUCACCUGCCUGCGUCUGCAUGGCAUCACCAGAGGCAAGGAUCUGGAGGAGAUAAGGCACAUUAACUUCUUCCCAGAGGCCUGGCUGAUGCGCAUCACAGCCAACCACUAUCACGCACUUGAGAGCGGGGGCGACAUGGCCCACCUGAAAGAUCUCACCACCCAGGCUGUGCGAUUCGGGCUGCUCUUUACCCAGGAGUAUACGACUUAUUCAAAAACGAUUGCUGUGUAUGGGUUCUUCUUUGAGAUAAAGGGAAUCAAACAUGAUGCCACCUCUUAUAGUUUUUACAUGCAGAGAAUAAAGCACACAGACUUGAAAUUCCCCUCCACGGUCUGGGAGCACAGCCCAGUGAGCCUGAGAGCGGAACGCUUGAUGAAGUACGAAAUCAGAGCCCACACCCUGGUGGACGGCAAGUGGCAGGAGUUCAGGACCAACCAGAUCACGCAGAAGUUUGGCUUCGUCAAGCCGUCCUGCAAAAGCCACGCCUUGAAAAUCCAAACAGUGGGCAUCCCAAUCUAUGCAAGUUUUGCGUUCAUUUUCCCAGUGUCUUGA